Molecule: messenger RNA, 3476 nt
Organism: Scomber japonicus (chub mackerel)
Lineage: Eukaryota; Metazoa; Chordata; Actinopteri; Scombriformes; Scombridae
Gene: pop1
Product: POP1 homolog, ribonuclease P/MRP subunit
Exons: 16
Coding region: 211-3156 (981 amino acids)
Biological process (GO): tRNA 5'-leader removal
Cellular component (GO): nucleolar ribonuclease P complex; ribonuclease MRP complex
Source: RefSeq, a predicted model, not a curated record
AGUAAACAUCACAUUAUUUCAAAAUAACUGAUAUUGGUUGUCUUUAUAACUUUCCGUUGCGCCGAUACACUACAAAUCCCAUGAGCACCAUCCGGAAGCAAACAUCACACCAGACAGCGUGGAAGACACUCACAUGCUAGCUAGCUUGAUAAAGACAGGGCGUCUACACCACUUCUCUGACAUACAGUCAUACUGGGGAAUCUAGAGAAAAUGUCUGCUGCUAAAGUGAAAAUGCGGCAGAAGAAGAUGAGAAACCAGCCGGCCAGUGUGCAGUAUUCAUCCUCCUCUCCCCUGAAUGGAGGAGACAAACCGACCACCAGUAAAGGUGGUGAUGGACAAUCUGAUGCCCGAACAUCAACAGAAAGGUCAAAGAGCUCUCAUCAUAAGGGCGGAUGGGUCCGAGGUCACCACAAAGAUGGUGGUGGUUAUGCCAAGGAGAUGCCAAAAUACAUAACUGCUGGAGCUUUUGCCAGAGCCAGGGCAGCAGAAGUAAGUGCCAUGCUGAAAGCCGUUACCAAGACAACAGGCAGCUGCCACGUGUUCGGAGCCCUGCCCAAACACAUGAGGAGACGAGCCAUGAGCCACAACACCAAGCGUCUUCCUCACAGGCUGAGAGAAGUGGCCAACAGAAUGCGAGAGAAGAGCCUCCAAGCUGGCUCUAAGAAGAAGAAGGAACAGGCGAAGAGCAAGAGCCGCAAGGCUCGCCGCCGGCACGGAAAUCUGCUGCUGGAGUUCAACCGCCGCCAGAGAAAGAAUGUGUGGCUGGAGACGCACAUUUGGCACGCCAAGCGCUUCCACAUGGUGAAAAAGUGGGGCUACUGCCUGGGGGACCGACCCACAUACAAAUGCUAUCGUCCCUGCUACAGAGCCAUGAGCAGCCAUUGCCUACUGCAGGACCUUUCCUAUUACUGCUGCAUCGAGCUACAGGGAGAGGAACACAAGCUGCUGGCUUCUCUGUCACAGCUGACAAGCAAGGAGGCCGGUCCCACAUUUGCUGCAGCACUGUGUCUGUCAGGGAGAAGACAGGGCAGUGUGGUGGUGUACAGGGCAGGUCAGUACCCCUUGCAGCCCCUGGGCCCUGUCACCUUCCUCUGGAGACCCCGUACACAGGACUCAACUCACAGGCAGCUAUGGAUCUGGGCUCAUCCCACUCUCAAGCAGGACCUUCUCCCAGAGUUACAAACUGUGUGCCAGUGUUGUGAGGCUGUACUUCCUCCAGUAGUGCCGGUGGUGAUGCCUGCAGAGGUCGAGCCCACUGUAGAAUCAGAGCCAAAGCCUGAAAAGACCCCUGAGGCAAAGAAGAUGACUGGAACUAAGAGGAAGAGGAACCACAAGGAUGCAAGUGGACCUCCAGCUAAGAAGAUCCUAGGAGAUGGAACCAGAUCUCCCAACACCCCAGUUACCUGGAAGUCCAGCUCAAAUGGAAUAGUUAUAAAUGAUCUCACAAUGGAGAUGGAACGCUAUCGUCUGAUUGGACCACACUCUCAUUCUGUGCUGGCUGAAACUUUGGAAGCAGCUACAGACUGUGAUGAAAUGAAGAAAUCCCAGCCCUCAUCCCUCUGGUGGCCUGAGCACUGCAAAGAUGAGAGCAAAAUGAAUCUGCAUCAACAACAAGCUGAUGUCUUCAACAUACUGAAAGGCAUUUAUUCGAGCGGAGAGCUCCCCUCUGGCACAGUGCUGGGACUGACUGUAGAUGACCCCAGGCUGACUUUACCAACAAAGAAGGUUAAAGCUUUGCCCUGUGUAAAGCAGGCACAAGAGGUGGAUGAGGAGAAGUGUAGGGAGCUGAUGUUACGAGGCGUACCUGAACACUGCUGUCAGAGUUUCUUGUGGGAGCAAUCUGUCCGCGACAAUGUCACUGAUAACAAAAUAUCAGAGCAGGAGCUGAACCGAAUGAGAAGUGAGGUCUUGGUUCCUGGCUCCAGGCUGUCCCCAACUCCUCUGCAGGGCAGAGUUCCCAUACUGCUGGUUCACCAGCCUGGCAAGCAGGUGGGACACGAGAUGAGCUCCUGGGGCGCUGGAUGGGACCUGCUGCUCCCUAAAGGCUGGGGCAUGGCCUUCUGGGUGCCACUGGUGUACAGAGGAGUUCGCAUUGGUGGGCUACACAUGAGCCUGAAACACUCUCAAAAUAAAGGAGCUCCUCACUUCCCCCAUGACUACCCAGACUGCCCUGCAGGCGUUCGUUUUCAGGAGGAGCAGGAGGUCGAGCUUUUGGACAAGUUCAAAAGGCGUCCGCCCGCCAAAAGGACCAAUUACAUUAAACAUGGAUGUCUGGCUCCGUUCUGUUGCCCAUGGCAACAGCUGGCCGAGGAGUGGGAGCUCAUCGUGAGGGAAGGAGGAGAGGAGAGAAAAGAGGACAGCCGGACCCAGAGCACAACAGAGGCUGACACAGAGAUGGAAGAGAUGACAUCAUGUCAAGAUGUCGCCAUGACAAAGCCUCCGAGCCGCUUCACUGUUCUGAGAAACCGAAAGUCUGUGAGACUGCUCUCCGGUUGGUGCAGGCCCUCUACAUCUAAAGGUCAAAGGCUGUGCCGUGUCGGGGAGGUGCCCCCUCUUGACCGCUCAGCUAUGAGGUCGUUUCUCACCGCCCACGGGAUGAGUGUGGUGUGGGUGCGACUGACGCUGCUGUCGAAGGGUAAACCGGAGCUCCACGCCAUCGUGUGUGUGCCGACCGCAGAGGACCUGAAGCUGCUAAAGAAAGAGCGAGGCAGUAGCGGGCCCCAGGAGCCGCCCCACAGAGACCACUUUAAAAGCAGAAUUAAAUCUCGAAAGAAGAGCUCCAAAAAAUCUGCUGCCACCUCUCAAUCCUCUGAUAAAACUGAGGAUAAAGCGUCAGACCUUCCUUCUCCCUCAGACCCAAUCCCCACAUCUGAAGAUGCCAAAUCAUCCUCCUCACCCUGCUCUGAUCUUGUGUUCGGGCUGUGGCCGGAUCCUCUACCCAGUGUCAGCUCUCACUGCUCACGGGUGACACUAGGCUGGGUCACUCAGGGCGACUUCUCCCUGUCUGCAGGCUGUGGGGAAGCUCUGGGGUUUGUCAGCGUUUCGGGUCUCCUCAACACCCUCCUCAACCAGCCGGUGGAACACAGAGGAAUGGUGCUGCUGCGCAACCCCACAUCUCUCCAGUAUCGCUUUGCUAAAAUCAACAUAGAGGUCUGAUUGAAACAUCUGAGCGUGUGCAGAACUUGAUUACAUGCAAUGGCAGGUUAAUGGACCUUUUUGCAGAAGCCUGAAGUUACAUGCAAUCAAGUCGCAUGAUGCUUCAUUCAAUCAAAUAACGUGAGCCAACAGAAACUCUGUGCCUUGAUAGUUGCUUCCUUGGACUGUGCCAUUAUAUACUUCACUGUGUUGGCUGAAGACUUACUGACAUGCAUGGGGUAUGACUGCAAGCUACCUGGUGGUGGUUUAAAAGAUCAUUUUAAGUUGUGGAUAUUGUACUCUAGGAAGAGACACUUAUUGUUUCAGUUGAAUAUGGCUCC